UUUACCCUAUAGUUAACAAAGCAUUAUGUUUGUUUAAUAAAUUUAAUAAAUUCAAUGUAUAUUAAUACAUGUUCUUAAGUGCAACAUAAUAAUUAUAAUAUUAUGACAUUUAAAUUCAUAUCUUUAGUUUAAAUACCUAACUUGAUUUCUAAUGUUAUAUACGACCAAAUAUUCCAAGCUGAUCGAAAAAUAUUUCAACAUGCCACACUGUUUUCCAAUUAGCACGUUGUUAGCUACAUAUAUAAAUAUGUAUAUGAAAGAUUUUGUAAUUUCAAUUGUUUAUUCCAAUAGUGAAAAUUAAUUUUGCAUAAAAAAAAAUAAUCUAAAAUAUGGCAGAUGAAAAGAAGCCCAUAUUUAGAAAUAUUGACGGGGAUGAUCCAGAUCUAGAAGCAACGGAUAUAGAAUCCGCCUGUAUGAAUUGCUUUCGCUCAGGUAGAACCCGUCUCCUGCUCACCAAAAUACCUUUCUUUAAGGAGAUUGUACUCAUGUCUUUUAAAUGUGAACAUUGCGGUUAUGAAAACAGUGAAAUUCAGUCAGCAUCAGAAAUACAGAAAAAAGGUGUACGUAUUGAACUUAAUGUUAAAAAUGCUGAAGACUUAAACCGACGAGUAGUUCGCUCGGAUUACACAUCCGUAAGCAUUCCUGAAGUAGAACUGGAAAUACCUUCUCAAAGUCAAAAGGGCGAUAUAACUACCGUUGAGGGCAUUAUUGACAGAACGAUAAGAGGUCUGACUCAAGAUCAAGAAAACAGAAAACAAAAGCAUCCUGAAGCUGCAGCUGAAAUUGAUGCAUAUGUCAAAAAGUUAACCUCUUUAAAAGAGAAACAAAUUAACUUUACACUUGUCUUGGAAGACAUAAGUGGAAAUAGUUUUAUUGAGAAUCCUUUUGCGCCAUCAUCGGAUCCGGGUUGUAAGAUUCUACACUUCGAAAGACAAAAAGAACAAGAUCAAAUUCUUGGUAUUUACUGUCCAACAGAUGUGUCAACUGUAGAGGAAACCAAUGAUAGUGCGGAAAAAUCGAAAACUCAAAAGAAACAUCUACUGAAACCCAUUGCGGAAGACGCUUGGGGUAUUGAUGAUCUACAUGGCGAAGUUUUGCAGUUUCAAACAUUAUGUUCACAGUGUGGUUCGCCUUGCGAGACGAAUAUGAAACUAACAAAUAUUCCACAUUUUAAAGAAGUUGUUAUAAUGGCGACAGUAUGCGAAGUUUGUGGGUGUAAAACAAAUGAGGUAAAAUCUGGAGGUGGGAUUGAGGAAACAGGUAUUCGCUUUGAAGUCAAAGUUGAAAACAAGGAAGAUCUUACUCGAGAUGUGCUAAAAUCUGAAACAUGUAGCCUUCGCAUUCCGGAAUUAGAUUGUGAAGUUGGCCCAUCUGCUCUUGGUGGUCGUUUCACCACUAUAGAAGGUAUUAUAGUAGCUAUGAGAGACCAACUUCAAGAUGAAAGUUUCUUUUUUCGCGAUUCUGCUGACGAAGAGAGUAAGAAACGUAUGGAAGCCGUUGUAAAUAAGUUCGAAAAAAUUUUGGCUUUGGAAUUGAAAGCAACUUUGGUUUUGGAUGAUCCCGCUGGAAAUAGUUAUGUACAAUCUAUGGCAGAAGAUGAUGAGCCAGACGAAAAAUUAGUCAUUGUAAAAUACAAACGCACAUUCGAUCAAAAUGAAGAACUUGGUCUUAACGAUAUCAAAACCGAAAAUUAUCAGGAAUAACAGGAAACCAAACUAUUUACUUCUAUUUUUUAAACAAUAAAGCGCAUAUGUGGAAAAUAUAAAAUAUUGAUAUAUGGAAAUUUGUAUUAAUUAUUUUUCUAUGUUUUGGAUCUGUUUAAAGAAAGUAAUUAUAUUUCAUAUUUACUCAAAGUUAUUGUAUAAACCUAACAUAUUCUGUACAAAUAAAAACUAUUAUCUAAUUAUACUAUUUGCUAUUUUCUAUUAUCAAAUUACGACAUCCAAGGAUUAAAGUAAAAAGUGACUUGCAAGUUUUUCGUGUGUUCAACAUAAUAUUUUUAUUCAUUGAAUAAUAAACUUGAACACACCAUUGCUUUUGUAUUUGUUUAAUUAUUUUUAUACAUAUUAUUAUUAAGACAUUGUAUUGAAGCUUACAUUAAUUUUUGGUUUUCUUGUUUUCACGUAAAUACACGUUAAUAAUUUUCCCUAUUUUUAUUACCGAAAUAUCAAGUUGGCAACCAUAUAUUUUUCCACUGGCAGCUGUUCAGUGACAGUUCUACCAUUUGUGUUGUGUAACAUUGGUGAUUCUUAUCAAUAUUUUUUGAAAUGUCUGCUUCAGCUGCGCGUAAUUCCCAUGGCCUCCUGAAGCGUGCAUGGAACGAGAUUCCAGACAUUGUUGGCGGGUCAGUCUUAGCACUGAUAGGAUUGGGAAUGGCAGCGGUUGGCGUUGCUGGAUAUUAUGCCAGAGACGGUGAUAACCGACGAUAUAAGAUGGGAUAUGUAGUAAUGCGUCCCGAUGAUCCACGUGCAGAAAAAGUUCGAAAAGAUUAAGUAUUUAGGUUUCCUACUUCGUUAUGAACUCUUAAGUUAAUACAAUUUUUGAAGCCAAAUUUGUAAGCAAUCAAAAAUAAAUGCAUAUACUCCGUGUACUACAAUGUAA
Molecule: messenger RNA, 2601 nt
Organism: Bactrocera dorsalis (oriental fruit fly)
Lineage: Eukaryota; Metazoa; Arthropoda; Insecta; Diptera; Tephritidae
Gene: Zpr1
Product: zinc finger protein ZPR1
Exons: 3
Coding region: 330-1703 (457 amino acids)
Cellular component (GO): nucleus; cytoplasm
Molecular function (GO): zinc ion binding
Source: RefSeq, a predicted model, not a curated record